Molecule: messenger RNA, 1833 nt
Organism: Gracilinanus agilis (Agile Gracile Mouse Opossum)
Lineage: Eukaryota; Metazoa; Chordata; Mammalia; Didelphimorphia; Didelphidae
Gene: KLHL6
Product: kelch like family member 6
Exons: 7
Coding region: 1-1833 (610 amino acids)
Biological process (GO): germinal center formation; B cell receptor signaling pathway
Molecular function (GO): protein binding
Source: RefSeq, a predicted model, not a curated record
AUGGGAGACACCAUGGAAAAAAGUAUAGAAGGACCCCUCACUCCUCUGGAUGAGGCUCCUUCCAGGAAGAGAGGGGAUAUAGUGGAAAUCUUGAAUGGUGAAAAGGUGAAAUUUGAUGACACGGAGCUCUCGAGAAUCCUGCAGAAUGGCUUGGAGAACCUGCGACUGGAAAACUCUCUGACCGACGUCAUCUUGUGCGUGGACAUUCAGGAAUUCUCCUGCCACCGGGCAGUGCUGGCCGCAGCCAGCAAUUAUUUCAGGGCCAUGUUCUGUAAUGACUUAAAGGAGAAAUAUGAGAAGAAAAUCAUCAUCAAAGGUGUGGAUGCAGAAACUAUGAAUAUUCUCUUAGACUAUACGUACACGAGUAAGGCUCUCAUUACCAAACAGAAUGUCCAGCGGGUCUUGGAAGCUGCCAGCCUCUUCCAGUUCCUAAGGAUGGUAGAUGCCUGUACCAAUUUUCUCACUGAAGCCCUCAACCCUGAAAACUGUGUUGGGAUCCUGAGACUGGCAGACACACACUCCUUGGAUCACCUGAAGAAGCAAGUUCAAGGCUACAUUAUUCAGAAUUUCACUCAAAUCUUGAACUAUGAUGAAUUCCUGGAGCUCCCUGUGGACACCCUCCACUAUGCCCUGAAGAGUGAUGAUCUGUACGUCACUGAGGAAUCCCAAGUAUUUGAGAUGGUGAUGUGCUGGGUUCGGCAUAAACAGUCGGAGAGACUUUGUCUGCUCCCGUAUGUCCUAGAGAAUGUCCGCUUGCCUCUUCUGGACCCUUGGUAUUUUGUGGAGACGGUGGAAGCAGAUCCACUUAUCCGACAAAGCCCUGAGGUCUUCUCGCUUCUGCAGGAGGCAAGGAUGUAUCAUCUCUCUGGCAAUGAGAUCAUUUCAGAGAGAACCAAGCCCAGGAUGCAUGAGUUCCAGUCCGAGGUGUUUAUGAUCAUUGGAGGUUGCACAAAAGAUGAGAAAUUUGUGGCCGAAGUGACCUGCCUGGACCCACUGAGGCGCAGCCGCCUGGAAGUAGCCAAGCUCCCAAUUACUGAGCAGGAACUGGAGACGGAGAAUAAAAAGUGGGUGGAGUUUGCCUGUGUGACCUUAAAAAAUGAAGUCUAUAUAUCAGGUGGUAAAGAAACACAACAGGAUGUCUGGAAAUAUAAUUCUUCUAUCAACAAGUGGAUCCAAAUUGAGUAUUUAAAUAUUGGCCGAUGGAGACAUAAGAUGGCAGUUCUGGGUGGCAAAGUCUACGUCAUUGGCGGCUUUGAUGGGCUACAGAGAAUUAAUAAUGUGGAAACAUAUGACCCUUUCCAUAACUGCUGGUCUGAGGCAGCACCUCUCCUCAUCCACGUGAGCUCCUUUGCUGCUGCCAGCCAUAAGAAGAAGCUCUAUGUGAUUGGGGGAGGACCAAAUGGAAAACUGGCAACAGACAAGACUCAGUGUUAUGAUGCUUCAGCCAACAAGUGGUGUCUAAAGUCAUCCAUGCCAGUUGAGGCCAAAUGUAUCAAUGCUGUCAGCUUCCGGGACCACAUUUAUGUUGUGGGCGGGGCCAUGAAAGCUCUGUAUUCCUACAGCCCAGUGGAGGACAGCUGGUGCCUGGUGACCCAGUUCAGCCAGGAGCGGGCCAGCUGUGGAAUCUCCCCGUGUAACAACAGGCUCUACAUCACGGGGGGCCGCGACGAGAAGAACGAAGUCAUCGCCACGGUGCUGUGCUGGGACACGGAAACUCAGAAACUGACCGAGGAGUGUGUUCUCCCGCGGGGAGUGUCCCACCACGGCAGCGUGACCAUCCGGAAGUCCUACACCCACAUCCGGCGGAUCGUCCCUGGGGCAGUUUCUGUGUGA